Molecule: messenger RNA, 1771 nt
Organism: Rhinolophus ferrumequinum (greater horseshoe bat)
Lineage: Eukaryota; Metazoa; Chordata; Mammalia; Chiroptera; Rhinolophidae
Gene: GNPNAT1
Product: glucosamine-phosphate N-acetyltransferase 1
Exons: 6
Coding region: 192-746 (184 amino acids)
Biological process (GO): UDP-N-acetylglucosamine biosynthetic process
Cellular component (GO): endoplasmic reticulum; endoplasmic reticulum-Golgi intermediate compartment; Golgi apparatus
Molecular function (GO): monosaccharide binding; glucosamine 6-phosphate N-acetyltransferase activity
Source: RefSeq, a predicted model, not a curated record
CGGGGUGGAGGCGUUGGCGCUGCCACGUCUUGGCGGCGGUGGCGGCGACGACGACUGUGGUGCAGGAGGUGGAGGUGGGGCUGGCCCUGGGGCAGGAUCCGGAUCCUGUGCUGUAUACCCGGAGGGGUGAGAGUCCGCCGGGCCAGGAGGGGAGCGCCGACUGCGGGGCCUCUACGGACCUUCCUGAAAAGAUGAAACCUGAUGAAACUCCUAUGUUUGACCCAAGUCUACUCAAAGAAGUGGACUGGAGCCAGAAUACAGCUACAUUUUCUCCAGCCAUUUCUCCAACACAUCCUGGAGAAGGUUUGGUUUUGAGGCCUCUUUGUACUGCUGACUUAAAUAGAGGUUUUUUUAAGGUACUAGGUCAGCUGACAGAGACUGGAGUUGUCAACCCUGAACAAUUUAUGAAAUCUUUUGAGCACAUGAAGAAAUCUGGGGAUUAUUAUGUUACAGUUGUGGAAGAUGUAACUUUAGGACAGAUUGUUGCUACAGCAACUCUGAUAAUAGAACAUAAAUUCAUCCAUUCCUGUGCUAAGAGAGGAAGAGUAGAAGAUGUUGUUGUUAGUGAUGAAUGCCGAGGAAAGCAGCUUGGCAAAUUGUUAUUAUCAACCCUUACUUUGCUAAGCAAGAAACUGAACUGUUAUAAGAUUACCCUUGAAUGUCUACCACAAAAUGUUGGUUUCUAUAAAAAGUUUGGAUAUACAGUAUCUGAAGAAAACUACAUGUGUCGGAGGUUUUUAAAGUAAAAAUCUUUUAAGACAUUUGUCAAAGGAGCUAUUGAAGAAGACUAUAUAUACUCUUCCUAGAGUUAAAAUAUUUUGCUGCAACCCAGUGACCUCUAUAAAAUACUGGAUUGAAAAAACAUUGUAAUACAACAAAUAUUAAUGACAUUAGAUUACUUUGGGCUAGUGGGACAUGCUGAGAGUUUGGAUUACAAAUGAAUAUUAUAAAGAGGAUGAUUUUUAACCAAAGGACUAUAUUUUUAACUUGAAUCUUUUCUUGCAUUGUAUUUUUCUAAAGUUGAGCUUCAUUUCUUGGUAGUCCAAGUAUAGGUAGUAAGGAGCUAUGUAUUUGCUGUCUGUACUGCUCAUUUUUUAAAAAGCAUACAACAAAUAAGGCUGGUUCUUACCACAUUCAUAAAAUUAUAUUUGUUUCAAAGCAACAUCUAAAUACCAAUUAGGAGUGUCAUUUACCAUGUAUUAGUGAAACUGGAUAAGUUAUAUAUAACUAAAUGUAGUCCAGUCCAACAUUUGUUGAUCCUAAUACUGUAUUGGCAAAUAACCUGGUCAGCCUUUUAAAGUAGAAAUAAAAAUUAACUUGUAAAAUGUGAUGCAAUUCAAAGUAAAACAAUUUAAAUGUACGUACAUCUAAAAGUUAUAUAAUUCUAAUAUAAAGUACCACCUGUCUUAUGUGAAAUAUAAUACUCAUUUGUUUAAAAUACCUAAGAGCAAAUACAAGGUACUUUUUAACAAUGAUUUCUGAUUUUUUUUCAUGGGUGUCUGAAGCCUCUAUUCUGAGGAACAUUUUUAUGAAAAAGAUUACAAAAUUGAGUUGAAUAUUUAAAAACGUAUCAUACUGUAUUUGUUACAUUCUUUAAAGGUUGAUAGAAGCCUUUCUAUUUAAUGUGAUUAUAAUGGUAUUCUGGUUACUACCCUGUUUUGACUUUAUUUAUUUUAAUUAUUUUUUUAAGUUGAAGUAGAAAUUAGAUACUUUAUUAAUGGUUCUAAUCUUUUGCAUUCCAUGUGACAUUAAACCUGUCCUAUGAUGAAUA